Molecule: messenger RNA, 4558 nt
Organism: Epinephelus lanceolatus (giant grouper)
Lineage: Eukaryota; Metazoa; Chordata; Actinopteri; Perciformes; Serranidae
Gene: c1h6orf89
Product: chromosome 1 C6orf89 homolog
Cellular component (GO): nucleolus; Golgi membrane
Source: RefSeq, a predicted model, not a curated record
GUCAGUAUCCGGGCUGUUAGUGGUAGCCAUGCCACCUAACUAGGAAGCUAUAAAAACAAACAUUUAUUUUCGAAGGUAGCGUGAGAAAGACGAGACCCAGACUACGGCGGUGGAUGUCACUGUGAGGUGACAUCAUGCUCCUGGAGCUCACAGCAGCUGAAGAUCGACAAGUUUGACCGAGAAGCCACAGUCAGUGCUGCCGUCAUGGGAACGACGAUGAGCGAGCCGUGUAUCUACGACAAACUGUCCGAGAGCAUUGACAUCCUCCGCCAAUCAGGCUACCGCUAUGGCAUGUCGGAGAGGGAGAUCGAGAGGUUCAUCAAGCAGGUUCUGGAGACCAACGAGCCCAGGAGAGAACCUCCCCAGUUCCCCAUCCUGAGAGCCACCAUAAAGUUUGUGGUGGCAGUGGGCUUCCUGCUGGUGGUGGUGCUGGCUUUCACCUACCCUCAGAGUGCCACCCAGCUGGGUCUGGUCAACCUGGGCUGCUACAACUGGUCGUCCCCGCUCAGCCACGUCCGCCUGCUGUCCCUGCCCAUCGCUAAGAAGUACAACCUGCAAGGUUUCCACGAAUGGUGGAGUGCCGGCUCUCUCAGGCAAAAUCUGGUCAACUGCUCGGGCUGUGCAGAGAUCUCCUCGGUGCUUGAAGUCCCAGAGAGCCUCAGAGGGACGGUGACUCUGAGACGGGGGCCGCAGCUGGUCUUGCUGAAGGGUGGGGAGUCUCUCAGCGUCCAGCGGCAGCAGCUUGAGGAGCUCUACUUGGCCCAUUCAGGCUCCAUGUCCAUCCUGCUGGAGGAAGACGACGGUCUGCAGAACCACAACCUCGGACUCCCCCAAGGACCCGCCAACUUCACACUGCUCUGGAGGUUCAGCUCUGGGACCAGGGAGAAGGUGCUGAGGUGGCUCUUCCCAAAGGCUGAGCUCUGCCCGCUGCUGGACAGUGCUGGGACCAUCGUGCAGCGCUGCCUCGUCACCCACAGCACAAACUCCCAGAGUAAGGGUGUCGGGGUGUUUGGCUGGUUGGUGGUGGGCGAGGGUUUACCGACCGUCCGAGUUCUGCCUGUUCAGCGCUGUCAGAAACACUGCAGCUCCUUCAACCUGUGGCUGACACCUGGAGACAUGGUGUACGCCGACCCUCGGUACUGGCAGAUGGAGCUGUUCCCCGGUCAAGGCCAGAACAUCAUCUGUGACGGAUCGGCCUUUUAAACCUUCAGGUGUAGUGAAGUGAAGGAGGACAAAGUUCAGGACGUGCAGAUCGGCUGUGAAUGUCCAAUUUGCGGAGCUCGUCAGCCUUUCUGUGGCCCCGCCACACUGAUGCCUUAUAACCCUCCGGCCUUUUUUCUGAUGCCUCCCUCCGUCCAGUAAUCGUCAGAGAAGUGGAAACCGCUGCACACGUGACUUCAGUUUGGAAUAAAGGGAUCCUCCUGCAGGUUUUAAAGGUGGAGGUCAGAGGAUGGAGAAGUGACUUUGUGACUUUGUCCUUGUGUAAAACAGCGGAGUCUUUAAGCAGCUCUCAGAUGUUCUGGAUGUGCUGUGCUCGUGCCAUAGCUUCAAGCAGAUCUAUAGCAAUUAAAAGAACAAAUAAAUUCACGAAGUCACUGGGUGUCUCUCUCUGUCAGAAGGUAGUGAAACACUGUCGAGUACGUCGGCGUCACACUGGUUCCAGACGUGUGAAUCACGGCCCACAUCUCUGGUGUUGUGCUCAUUUUCAGCAGGGACACCGUCUCUUUUUUGGACCAGAGUCAGUAAAAUGUCUUCUAGCUGGGUAAAAUGUUUGCAGCUGUACAUGUUGACGCAAGUAGAAUAACAAGUCUUCGUCAAGCCGCAUGUCAAACUUUAAGUUAACCUUCCUCCUUCUUCCCGACUGAAGACAAACAACUUUCAGUGUGAUCAUCAGGGAACCUGCAGCUGUUAUAAUUACUGUACACUCACAUGGUGCAUAAUCUACUCGCAUUUAAUCAAUCUUAUAACCAAACUAAGUUUAGGAUCACAGGGAGCUCCAGUCAGUGAGCACUCACUUCUUUUUGCAGUGCAUUCUGGGAACUCUUUAGGAAUUUAAUGGUGUCUGGACUUGCUGGAUGUUCACUACCUCCUGUAUUUCUGAGACACACCUGCAGCUUCAACUCUUCUGCUCUUUAUCUGGUUCUUUUCUCGAUGUUAAAGGGUCAGUUCAUCCAACUUACAAAAACAACAAUCUUCUGUGCGGUGGUAAUUAGAACACACUGUCAGCUAGGGCUGUCGAAUCAGAUUUGCUUGUUUAAUACAAAUAUUUGAGAAUUCUUUUUUUUGUUUUUUACAUAAAGUUCUAAAGUUGAGUAAACGUACUCAGUAGGACACUCAGAGUGACAGCGGCAUUCAUCAUAAUAUAGUAAACAAGCUCGCUGCACUAACAACGGAUCGGAAAUGUGCAUUCAUUUUUGGCGACACUCAGUACCAAUCAAAGACCAUAGACUGUGUCGUAGUUGGUUGGGUAGGGCUGCUACAUCAUGUCCGCAUCUCUCUGUAUCAAAGAGUAGUAUGAAAGCCAAAAAACAAGAACGACAGCUUGACUUGAAGCCGUCUCCGUCGACCGCGGGGUCUCCGAUUGAUGAUUCGAAUCUCCAACUUUCAGGGGACAGCCCUACUGUUAACAGUUCACACUGGAACUUAAUUGGAAGUUUUCUGUGACUGUACUAAUACUGUUAGUAUUUAGGCCUGUACCAAACUUAAACUUUUUUCAGCAUGUAAAAUAAAAUAAUAUAUAAAAAUAUAAAUCACACAUUUAACUCAUUGAGAUUUUACAUUAGCCUUACUGUUGACACUGCUACCCAAUAAUUUACAAAAACAAUUGUUACAUUCAAAAGUAGCUUUAUGUGUAUUUAUUUUAACGGUGACAUUUUAAAUACUGCUCACUCUGUGCCAGCUUUUAAAUAUACAAGCAUCAGCUGAGAAUUUCGAUUUGGCAUCAAUAUAAGGAACUACAGCUGAGUAUAUUUAACAGCUAAGUUGAAGGUCGGAGACAGACCCUUUAAAUGAAUAUUUCGCAGUUUGGUGAGACAUUAAUAAUCUAAGUUAAAGUUAAACUCAGCAGGAAUAUAUAUUGCAAAAAUGGAAUAUAAUAUUUGUAACUAUUUUCGAUAGUUUAUAAUCACCUGAAACUAGAGGAAGAAUUCUGUUCUCAUACCUUAGAAUGAGCAAUGAGAAUCAAACGCUGGCUCUAGAGAGGGACAUUUGCAUUUUAGGGUUCGUCACCGUAGUUCUACACACUUGGCACAUAGGAACUUCAGUUAGUUGCAAUCUACAGCCUCACCACUAGAUGUCACUAAAUCAGACACACCAGACCUUUUAAAAACUGCAGUCUUUUAAUUGUGAUUUGAUUUUAAAGCCAUUCAAAUCUGGAACACAUCCUCACUAGGUUAAGAAUCUGGCAAUGCGAUAUGAAUUACGAUACAGGGGUUACAAUAUUGUGAUUUCUGAACAAUUACAAUUAUAAUUUCUUAACAAAUAUAAUCAUAUGCUUAAAAAACAAGCACUUUUUUUUAAUAUAGUCUGAACAGUGGGAUCUGUAUUUGUAUUUAUCACAGUCCCUGUACCAUUCAGCAUAAUAGCACUAAUGUUUGUGCCGCCCUGAGUAACGUAUUGAACAUUUGCCGCUAUCAAAAGACAAAAUUAAAAGUAAAGCGCUUCAGAUUCUUAAUGUAAACAAAUUAAGAGAAUUAAAAUUUGUAAACAAUAAAAAAAUUGGCAGCGUUUUUGAGAAUCUGUACAUUAUCACAAAACAUAAUAUCAGGAUACUCAAGUGUAUCAAUAUUUUCUUGCGGACACUGUUUCUGAAUAACAUGUUGCUCUUUCUUAAUUUAACAUUUGAGUUUCUUCAGUUCUAAAGUUGUGUUACUUUGCUCGCACGGCAUUGAUGUGGAAGCAGAAAUCCUAGACAAAUAUCUCAAAACCAUAUGUGUAUCUGACUGGAGAGACGAUACUAGAAAGACUGUUUUUGUAAUUUGGGUGAAGUGACCCUUUAACAACCAGUUAAACCUCUAACCUACAAAAAGACUUUAGUUAUAUAUUCAUUCUUCAUGUCGCUUAUCUGGAUCAGACGAAGCUGCUUCUUUAAUUUCAGAGUUGUUAUUUAUUGUUAUGAUUGUAUGUAUAUAAGUUCAAGCCAUUAAUAUUUUAAUGUGUUGUAAUUUUAUUAGACUUUGAUCAUUUGUGAUUAUCGGUGCCGAGAGCGGACAGUUCACAUCAAAUCAUCUUCAACAGAUUCUGUGAUUUUUAUUUCUUUAAAGCAUCCCAAAAUCCACAGAGCAGUGGACGAUAUGUUUUGUGCAUAAACAGGGUUUUGAUGGGUCGUUUAGAAAGUUGGAAUUAGUUUGAACCAGUUUGCCAAAGUUAAUGUCAGAUCUGAGUUUCAAUGUUUGAAACUCCUCCAUUUUGUUUGAGCCUCUCAAAAAUUCAUAAUUUCCACACAUCACCAGUUGGGGGCGCUUGAGAACAAUUUGGAAGUGAAAGUUUUGAAAUGUUCGCUUUGCAUAGAAAUGUCAGUUUUAUGGGAAAAUUAAAACUUGUCAUGUAUUUGCUUCCA